AUGUCCCUUCUAUUCACUACUAUUCUCUUUUUCUUCUUCUUGAUAACUACAGUAUCCCCAACCGCCCAUCUUCGUCUCGACAUGACUGCAUCAAACGAGUGUGCAAUCCGUCUCAUUGCCAACAUCCUUCAUUCCGAAUCAUUCUGGCUCCAAGGCGGUGCUCAAAGGACGACAAGUUUUCAUCCAUUGGCUCAACACGAACAUUCCAUCACUGUCACCUAUUCGAUCGAUGGUGGAUCCCCACAAGAACGAGUUUACGAGAUGAGAAAGGCUGGAACGACGAGAAGAGAAGUGCUCACUUUUGGAGAGAUUGCAGUUCUAGUCGAGGCUACUGUAGAGUGUGAUGACGGAUUUCAUGGAUCCAGAUGUCACAAACCGAUUGGAUCGAGAGUCAAGACUACAGUAACCACAGUGACUACAGUAACCACUUCGACCACUGUAACAUCUGACACUCCUUCGACUCCAGAAGUCUCCACGUCUUCAGAAGCCUCCACGACUCCAGAAGUCAUCUCCCCCAACUCCAUCAUCAUAGCCCUCUCCCUCAUCACUAUUCUCCUCACCCUUCUGGCUAUCCUCCUCAUUCUCUGCUUCUUCAAUCGACGUCGUCAUCGGAAUAUCUACAUUCAGCCAACAGUCUUCACUCCCCAGACACCAACUGACAUUUCUCUGGAUUCUGGAAUUGAAUCAUCACCUGGAUACACUUCUAAACAAUUUAAUUGUUGA
Molecule: messenger RNA, 723 nt
Organism: Caenorhabditis remanei
Lineage: Eukaryota; Metazoa; Nematoda; Chromadorea; Rhabditida; Rhabditidae
Exons: 1
Coding region: 1-723 (240 amino acids)
Source: RefSeq, a predicted model, not a curated record